AUGGGAUUCCCUUACCCACAACAGUUCCAGCUCACUAACGCUAAGGAAGAGGAUUUUGCGGAUUGUGAAAAUCACUCCAUCCUGAAGUCUCGGUGGGACUGUAGGCUCUUUUGGGUCUCCUUGGAUGUGCCUUUUGAAGGAGGUCUCCCUCUCCGCUUUUUGGUUUGUCUAAGGGUUAGUGCUCUCUCUGGUUCUUUGAUAUCCCUCUAA
Molecule: messenger RNA, 210 nt
Organism: Microthlaspi erraticum
Lineage: Eukaryota; Viridiplantae; Streptophyta; Magnoliopsida; Brassicales; Brassicaceae
Source: the annotation of a GenBank genome assembly